UCACCCCGCUCGUGGUGUCAGCGACAUGGCACUCAGCUCCGGAGGCUGGGCUCCUCCAGCCCCGGUAUCUGCCUCGUCCCAACAGACAGCAUGCGGCGGGCUCACGCUUACGGCUUGCUGCAGCACUGUUUUAAUGUCAGUCCGGGUCUCGGUGUGUCAUUCCGGGAUCCGGCCAUUGUGCCUCCCCGGAGCCGGCAGCGAGGCUCUGCGGCUGCAGCUCAGCAUGGACCCGAGCCGGGCCGGAGAGUUCCGAUUGGCGCUGCGAGAUACGAGCGGAAACCGCAGUGUGUUCAUUGCAGAGUUUGACCUGCGCCUGGUGCAGUAUGAGGUCAAAUCUUCGCGCUGCCAUGAGAUGCGUCUUGCUGCUCCGCCCCACGACUGCAUCCGCUUCAACUUCCGCUGCGACCGUGAAGCCGAGGAGUGGGCCACGGUGGUGAUGUCGUCACUAAGAGAGGCACACAGAGUCGCAAAUAUCAACACAUGUGAAUCCGACAGCAGACACAUCAGCACGGCAGCCGCUACAGAGCAGUGGAGCUCCGCCUCGCUGCCGCUCACUGAGGAGUUGUGCUUGGAACUCGCCAGGGCGAUCGAAGCAGGGGACACUCAGGCGGCUUCACAGCACGCCGCCGCACUGGCCCGACAGAAAGCAGCGCUGACGAUUCAACUGUCUGAGAAGAACUACGCCGACGGAGAGAUCAGAUUGUCCGUCGUCGUGGAGGAUGUUUCGUCUUCCUGUUGUGUCACAGUUAAAGUCUUUCCUUACAUGACGGUGGCUGCACUCAAGCAACAGGUGUUCCUCGAGUACGGUUUCCAUCCUCGCGUGCAGCGUUGGGUGAUUGGUCAGUGUUUGUGCACCGAGCCGAGGUCACUGGCCUCCUACGGGGUGCAGAAGGACGGCGACACGGCGUACCUCUACCUGAUCUCUGCCCGACAGGCCCGCAUUACCCGCCAGCUGUUCCAGCAGGACCUGGAGAGCGCCCUCCUCGCCCCACCCCUCCCACCAGGCAACGGUCCCACCUCCCAAGACUGGAGGGGCUACAGCACCCUGCCCUCUAGGCUUACCCACAACAAGCAGGGCAGCACGAGUGGUGGAAACGAGAGGACGGGUGACAUCAUAGAUGUUCUGGACAUUGAGAAUCUGCAGCUGAAUGAUCCCACAAACAAAGCCAGUAAAACACAGCAGACAGAGUGGGCUUGUCCCUCAUGCACUUUCAUCAACAAGCCGUCACGUCCCGGCUGCGAAAUCUGCGCCACAGCCAGACCUGACACACACAUCCAUCAGGAGAAAGGGAGGAGGGAGGACCGAGGGGAGUCUGGAUUAAGCAGCAGCUGACUGCCCAUCAUCGCUGUCCUCUUGACAUGUCUCAUCUCACUCACUUACACACGCACAUACUCACAAAUACACACACAGGGAAGAUGCUAAAUCUGCCUCUUACAUGUUGACAAAUACUCACAUAAAGCCUGUCGAGUGCACUGAGAGUCCUCUGACAGCUGUCUGGCUGCUGACGACCGGAGCGUUUGAAGCACUGUAGCAUGACGCAGAGCUGCACUGGCCGAGGAUCAGACCGCAAACUGCAGACAGAGAGCGUCACAUCUCUAUGGACAUGACCAUGACAUACUUUUGGACUGACCUCUUUGUUAUUUAUUUUACAGGGCGUGUGUGUGUGUUUGUGUGUGUGCUGAGAACGACACAGACGGCCUGAUAUUUAUUUUAGGGGAGACAGACGUGAUGUAAGUUCUGAAACUUUUUGAUUGGGAAAAAAAAAAAAAAAAAAGAGGGACUUUCAGUUUGUGUAACUGUGAAGUGAAAGAAAAGGUGAAGCCUUGUGCAAUACCCUGCUCCCUGCGUGUGUGUGUGUGUGUGUGUCCGUGCGUCAUCUGUUGGUGCCAAAGUCAUGUCAGAAGCUCUGGCUGAGAAGAGACGAGUUGUCACGUUUACAGGGUUGUCAAGUGCUUUUAUUUUUUUAUAUCAUUGUAUUAAGUGUUUUAUUUUUAACAAGAUGCAUUGAGUAAUUGAUGUACAUUUUAGCAGUUGAUCUAAUUUGACUCAGUUUCCUCUCAGCUGUGACAGCAAAGGAAUGACCUGUUUUCAGUACAUACGACUGUAAAAAAGAUGCAUUAGCUGAAUAAACAUAAUGGAACUUAACAAA
This is a messenger RNA of Labrus mixtus (cuckoo wrasse), 2150 nucleotides long. Its product is annotated as ranBP-type and C3HC4-type zinc finger-containing protein 1-like. The coding region runs from base 26 to 1333 and encodes 435 amino acids. Gene Ontology annotation, molecular function: ubiquitin-protein transferase activity; ubiquitin binding. Gene Ontology annotation, cellular component: LUBAC complex. The transcript has 9 exons. Gene Ontology annotation, biological process: proteasome-mediated ubiquitin-dependent protein catabolic process; positive regulation of canonical NF-kappaB signal transduction; protein linear polyubiquitination. The record is from RefSeq and is a predicted model, not a curated record. NCBI's taxonomy places the organism in Eukaryota, Metazoa, Chordata, Actinopteri, Labriformes, Labridae.